AUGUCGCAAACCAAACCCUAUAUUGUAUUAGUUCCCGGAGCAUGGCACACGCCAGUUCACUAUCAGGAGCUGACAGCCCUUCUCGAAGAAGCUGGAUACCCGGUCAAGACGACAAAACUCCCAAGCGUCGCAUCGAACCAGCUGAACAAGGAGUCGGUAGUGCGAGAUUCGAAUACUAUCCGCGAGAAGCUGUUGCUUCCCUUGCUCGAUGAGGGGAAAGAUGUCAUCUUACUUAUGCACUCGUACGGUGGCUGCCCUGGAGCUGCAGCUGCUAAAGGAUUAGGUAAAACAGAGAGGAAGACUGGCAGAAGCAUCAUUGGACUCGUCUUUCUUGCUGCAUUCCUGGCCAGGGAAGGAAAUUCGCUUCUUAGUGCUCUCCAUGGCAAGUUUGAUCGGUGGGUUGUGAUCAAUGACGAAACUGGACAAUUGGAUGUUGAGAAUCCAAUCCAGGUCUUUUAUCAUGAUGUGCCUAGAGACAAAGCAUCUAUAGCGGCCAAGGAGAUCAAACUCCAUUCAAAAGCUUCAUUAUCAACACCCAGUACACCCAGUGCUUGGGGUGAUAGUGACUUUGACGGCCGCCGCGCCUAUAUCCGUGCUCUCGACGAUCGUGCUAUUUUACCGGUUACUCAAGAAAUGAUGCUGAAGUACAGUGGCGUGGAAUGGAAGGUCAGGGAAAUGAACACCAGCCACAGCCCGUUCCUCCCCAGACCGCGUGAAACAGCAGAUAUAAUCUUGGAUAUUAUAUCUGAACUCUAG
Molecule: messenger RNA, 756 nt
Organism: Talaromyces atroroseus
Lineage: Eukaryota; Fungi; Ascomycota; Eurotiomycetes; Eurotiales; Trichocomaceae
Exons: 2
Coding region: 1-756 (251 amino acids)
Source: RefSeq, a predicted model, not a curated record